UUACGCCAAGCAGCAACCAUGGAACUCGCAAAGCUCGGUCUGCUGCCUCCAUCGCCAGCAGAGUCAUCGCCAGAGAACGCUCUGACGACCAAGAAUCCUCGGACUCGAACCCGAGGACGCGCCAUCCCGCGAAAAGGUCACACCAAAUCGAGAAAGGGAUGCCUCAACUGCAAGCGACGGAGGGUGAAAUGUCCAGAGACUUUUCCAGAAUGCGACAACUGUAAAAGACUGGGCAUAACAUGCGAAUACUCGAGCAUGAUUCCCUCCAAGGCUCUUCAGUCAACGCCGACUCAAUUCAGCAUGGAGGACCUGCGCUUCUUUCACCAUUUUCUAUCUCAUGCUUAUCCACCGUUACCUAUUAAGGGGGACGAUGUUUGGAAGCAGGUUGCUACUAUUUCGCACAACUUCGAUUUCUUGAUGCACGCAAUUCUUGGGUUGGCAGCUUCUCACUUGUCCCUAUGCGAUACCACAGAGUUCUCUUCUCAAGCGCUGACACAUCGUGUUCACGCCAUAAGGCUCUUCAACGAGCGGUUGAGCAAGCCAUGUGUUUCGAAAGCUGAAGCCGAUGCUCGAUACGCCACCAUAAUGGCCCUCACCUUCCAGUCCUCGUACAUGCCUGAGGGUAUGCUCGAAUUCAUGAUCAUGCUCCGUGGCUGCACGGUGGUUUCUCAUACUGUGAUACCAGUAUUGGGGGAAUCCCUCUUUUCUGGAUUCACCGCCGAGAGUCAUACUGAGAGAGUCCUUUCGCUAACACGGCACGAUCCUAUUAAUGCACUGAUUGGCGAUGUUCUGGAUGCCGCUCUCACGUCAGUCAACAACCUAAGGCCAAUAUGCCACAGCAUAUUGGAAGUUAGAUAUCUGAGUGUUCUUGACAGGAUCUUGAGGUUGUCAAAAACGUCACCUGUUGAAGGCUUCACAGAAAUCUGCUUGGCUUACACGCUUUUUGGCGAAACAAGUGAGGUCGAAUUUAACCACUUCACUGAGCGAUCGAACUAUGCCGCCCAAAUCAUCAUGGCUCACUUCUUUGUCAUCGAGUACAUCCUUGCAGCCAUCGCACUGAAGCCGAUAAUCGACUCGUUUCCCUUCAGGAGAGUCAUUAUUGCGUCCUGGACAAAGGAGAUUUCGAAAAAGCUGCCGUCUGGCUACGAAGACAACGAUAACAACAACGACAAUGAGACUUUCCAUGCCUUGAAGAGAGAGAGACGAUUCUUGCAGACGAUGGCCCCGUUCAUCGACACUGUGAGGAAUGCCCUCUUAGACUCGGCUGCCCGAUCCCGUCUCUGGCUCGACACGCCUCAAGCUCGCGGAGUCUUUAAAUGCACCAUCGCCUAUACCAUCGCCAGUCUCGCGACUUUUGUUCCUUUCUUGUCGAAUUUUCUGGGCAAGCCUGAUGGGAAACAUGUUGUGGCAACUAUCACCGUCUAUUUCCAUCCUGCCCGGUCCGUGGGGUCCAUGAUCGAGGCUAUUCUCAUCGCCAUCGUGGCUGUUGCUUACGGCGAGCUAAUCUCGAUUCUGUCAAUGGUUACUUCGGUCUUUUUCGGCUCUACCAUGCACCUAGUAACUGUCUCGCACAUUCUAGUGGUUGUCAUCUUUAUUGGCGGCGGGUUUGGAUUCAUGGGCUGGGUCAAACAGAGAAUGCAAAAUCCUCUUGUCAACGUGGGCAGCACUCUUGCUUCGCUCGCUAUUAUCGGCGUCGUUACUAGAGAGAACCACGUCAUGUCCAACGUCUUUUCCAAUGAAAAGAUUCUUCAGGUCUUCAAGAUGCUGGUCAUGGGGAUCACCACUACGGCUGCGGUGAACCUGUUACUGUGGCGAAGUUCUGCUCGGCAGUCGCUUCGUCAGACUAUGAACCGAGUUUCGGUUCCUCUCGGGGACAUGCUAUACAUGAUCACCGGAAGUUUCUUGAGUGGCUCUGAGGCUGGGCUUGUGUCUGAUGGCUUCGCAGCAGCUACCUCACACUAUUCCAAGUCGUACGCUCAGAUGAUGAAGGAUAUGAGAGAAGCCAAGUUUGAGCAUUAUUUCCUUGGUCAUGAAGAGAUUUAUGAUCAUGAGAAAUCUGUUGCAAGGUCAAUGGAGAACUUGGCACAAUCCCUUGGUGGACUGAGGAACGCUACCAACACUCAGCUUGAGCAGUUGAAGCAUCCAAAGCCAGCAAGCCCGGGUGAGACGGGGCAGUCACCUGUGAACCAUGCUCGUGACCUGUUUGAGCUAUUCAAUAGCUCAAUAAGCAUGUCUAUGACUUCGUUGCGACAGAAUCUCUGCAGGAUCCUGCAUGAGCCGCAAUUUGGGAGACCACCAAGCUAUGAGAUCAACAUUGACGAAGACCUUCGACGAAAUUUGAUGGAUUCGCUUGACACUUUCAACACGACUCGAGCGGAUGCGUUGCAGGGACUGUACGACCGCAUCGAACAGAUGGCUUCAUCCCCAACAACGACCAGAGCAAACCUGGAAGAAGUCGCGGCAGCGUGCGGACACUUCACUUUCAGUUUGCAGUCAUUUGGAGAAGAAGUUCUACAGUACCUGGAUGUCUUGGAUGACCUGGAGUAUGUCAUACUGCACAAGAGUCGAAGCUGGCGAUGGCUUCUCUUCUGGCAAGAUCGGAAUGCAGCAGACCACAAUAAUGCCAUCAGGAUGUUUGACUCGGCAGAGGCGGACACUUUGAUACGGACGAGAUCGAGAUCUCUCAGCUCCCCGGAGGAAUCCAGAGCGCUCCCCACGAGAGUUGACGUUGCAACUUGGUACAAUGCGCCUGAUGUGAACAAGGUGCUGGCUUGGUUUUGGCGGAAUCUCUCGGCCUUAUUUAAGAAGAUGGCACGAGACGAGAUUCAAUUUGGACUCAAAGUCGGCAUCGGCGCUGCCAUGUGGGCUAUGCUCGCUUUCCUCCCGCAGACUCGAGAGGUAUAUAACCAAUGGCGCGGCGAAUGGGGCUUGCUGUCGUUCAUGAUUGUCUGUUCCAUGACGGUUGGCGCCUCCAACACCGUAGGCUGGGCACGUUUCAUAGGCACUCUUUUUGGCGCCCUCGCAUCUGUCGUCAACUGGAAAGUUAGCCAUGGCUAUGCAUUUGCCUUGAUCUUUCUUGGCUGGCUCGCUAGUUUCAUCAACUUUUACAUCAUCAUCCAGCACGGAAAGGCUGCCUUGGGGCGAAUCAGCUUGCUCGCGUACAACGUGUCGACACUGUAUGCGUAUAGCAUGCAAAGAAAGGCGAACGGCAAAGACAGUACAACCGACGAAGAAGUUGAACAGCCAGAUAUCGUCGACAUUGCACAACAUCGAGCCAUCGCCGUUACAGCCGGUAUCAUCUGGGGUCUCGUCGUUUGCAGACUCAUCUGGCCUAUCUCGGCCCGCCAAAAGUUCAAAGAGAGUCUCUCGGUGCUACACCUUCAGAUGGGUCUGAUCUGGAAGCGUGGGCCUCUCGCUGUGCUGUACCGCAGUGAAGGAUCUCAGAGCUAUCUCAAGUCUGGCGAACAGGCCGCUCUUCAGAGAUAUGCGGCUGAACUGGAGAAUCUGAGACAGGCUGCAGCAUCUGAGUUUGAGCUGCGAGGACCUUUCCCGGUGGAUGUUUACGGGCGUGUUUUACGAGGCACGGAUCGAAUCCUUGAUGGCUUUUACGGCAUGAGUCUUGUGGCAUGCCGUAAGGGGCAUAUCACAGAGGGAGAACGGGCGUUGUUGCAAUACACAGCUCGGGAGCGUGCGAUCCUGUGCGAUCACAUAUGUCAGGCCUUCCAAGUCGUGGCCAGUUCAACAAUGUUGGAAUACCCCUUUGCCGACGCAACCCCGAGCAUUGUAUCAGCACGUGAGAAUCUUCUCAGCAAGAUCUUUCAGUUCAGAAAGGAGCAUUCAUCAAGGCCACCAAGCCAUGACAGCGAGGAUAGCGAUGAUCCGGCUGAGGUGUUGGUCGAGGAGAGGGAUUAUGCUCUGCUAUAUGCGUAUGCUCUUGUCACGGGCCAGGUGGCGGAUGAGUUGAGGAUGGUGGGUAAGGAGAUUGGGAGCGUCUUUGGCGUGUUGGAUGAGGAUACACGUCUUUUGCAGUAG
Messenger RNA from Fusarium keratoplasticum, 4032 nucleotides. RefSeq lists its product as uncharacterized. The transcript has 5 exons. The record is from RefSeq and is a predicted model, not a curated record. Lineage: Eukaryota; Fungi; Ascomycota; Sordariomycetes; Hypocreales; Nectriaceae. Gene Ontology annotation, biological process: regulation of DNA-templated transcription. Gene Ontology annotation, molecular function: zinc ion binding; DNA-binding transcription factor activity, RNA polymerase II-specific. Bases 19 to 4032 code for a protein of 1337 amino acids.